AAAAUCUUUCGUCGCCAAAAAAGACCAGAGAGAUCCACUCCACACGGUCUUCUUGACCAUGACCGCCGCUUCCUGGUUCCUCUCAUAUCAGGAGGUUUGGCGGUGCGACAAGAGGCCCUCCUCAUCGCUGCCAUGCUCAGCCGCGAGUUGACCCGAGGCGCCGGCUUUGUGUGCCUGAGAUGUCGCCUUCAGCUUGCCGGGGCCCGUAAACGGCCGCCAUUCGCUGCCGCCGCCUUCCCCUCACCUCGAACCGCCCAGCGAUCCAUCGGGACUCACGACAGACCGAGUAACACUGAGCCCAAGAGCGAUACAGUCCGGCGAGAUGAAAGCUCCACGGUUUCCUGGCCACCUCCUGCGCCGCCACCACGGCGGCCGCGGCCCCAUGAACGCACGUACACGUCCCGCGGCCAGAUCGUCACGCCCGAGCAAGAAGGCCUCGAUGUCGCCAUGCUGGGAAAGCCAGGGUCUGCCAUCGUCCUGCGGGAGAAACGCACCCGCAAGAAGAAGCGCCAGCUUGCCGAUCUGAAGCCCGACAGCGAUGCGCCGGAAACGCGUGUCGAUCCUGCGAGCUUGCUCGUCGACGAAGACGCAGCUGCCGACUCCGAGGAUGUUCUACUCAACAUUCACGAAUUGCGACCAAAAGACAAGCGGAUCCUGAGCGACAAAGCCUUCACACAACUCAGAGACACCCUUGUCGACGGGUUCACCAACGCGCAAUUGACCCGCUACGUGCGGGAAUAUGAAGCGAUACAACAGCUGAACCAAGAGGAGACGCAUGAGGACACUGCUCAGGAACUGCCCCCCUGGGUCCUGGAGCAUCAACCAUGGACGCCGAUAUCUGAGAAUGGAGUAGACGUUGUGGAGCCUCACCUCGCCGGCUACAUCACCAAAGGCAUGGCCCCGAAAGCCCGGCUCGCUGUCCGUUUGAUGCGCAGUUGCUGGGACCUGUGCAACCAGAGCGUUCUUGACAGGGACGGAUAUCUCAGCCUGCGUCUGCGUGACGUCGAGUUCUCUCUUCUGACCCUGGGCAAUAGGAGAUGGCUGGAAGGGACGCAGCGAGCUAUUCUAGCCUAUGUGAAAGAGGUCAGACUUAUUCGGGAAUCCCGAUUGGUCUCCGUCGUGGCUCCUAAGCACGCGGCCGAUGCGAUUGUUGACCGGAUCCAUGGGGUGCUCUCUAAAGCCCGUACAAGCGAGUUCGAGACCGACCUUGUCUCCCCUGAACCUCUCGAACCCCCCAUCCUCGAGGAAGUUGGGCGUGUGACCAACACGGUUACACGCCUCGAUCCGUCGGGCAAGAAGGUUGUCGUCACUUGGAUCCAUAUGCCCCAGCGCGAUGAGAACUUCGAGAACGCCUGCGAGACCGUAUUACGUUUCCUGCGCCAUGCGUACGGGCCUAAAACCCGUGUAUCGACGGCCUUGAGGGUAGUGCCGGAGGACCUUAUCCACCAGGGCCGGUACCUUCCCGCCCUCAACCCGGAACAGAAACUCCCGUGGCAGGAGCGUUCCGCCAAGUGGGAGAGAUGGACUGCUGCCGUGCCCCACUGGAAUGCCGACUCCAAACCGGCAUCGGGCUCAGUCCCAGCGGAUAUCCUUCCUUCUAGUUUGAGGGAAGAGAAGACCGUCAAGCACUCGGAUCCCGUCAGAGUAGUAGCAGAAGACCCCGAGUCUGAGCCUUCAUCCCCAGGCUGGUCUGCCGAGGCGCAAACAGAUACGAGCGUUGUUUUUGGGCACGUCGUUUUCGCUCGUCAGAAAUCAUCCGCCACGUCGAGUACCCCGUCACCCGAACCUGCAGCACGAUUGGACACCUCCCUGCCCCGCACCUUCGUCCCCAUUCUCCCCGCCCUUGGCAGUCUCAACAUACCAAACAACCUGAAGGAAGAGGGCCUUUGGCAUUCCACCACCGUCAUCCGGUUCUCUCCGUCCCCCGACGUACCCUCAGACCUCGCCGCCUCCGCGCCAGAGCUCGAGCUCCUCGUCGAGGCCGAUCACGUAGAGGUCAAAGCACUCACCUCUCUCCGCGCCGUCAAGGAGACUUUUACCGGCGACGUGCUCUUCCCCGCGGCCCCCGUCGACGCCCGUCUGGUCCAGCGACGCUACUUCAGCCUCCCGGGCGCAAGCAUCGAGCAGCACGUCCCCUCCAUCAUCACAUUCGUCACCAAGUCCGACUUGCGCCCCUGGGCCGGCAAGCUCAGCACCCCGCCCGUGCUCUUGGGCGUGCACCUUCCGCGCAGGCUCCUCACCCCGACCGCAACUUCCCAAGACGACGGCACCGCCACGCCCAAUAACAACAGCAGCAGCAGCAGCAGCAGCAGCAACCGUGGCGGUGGCGGUGGCGGCGACGACGACAAAGUCCGGGUCGACUACACCUUCGCCUCGAUCCAAGUCCAGCGCACCGUGACUGCCGAGUACGACAACCUCAGGCUGCGCUACACCAGCAUCCAGGCGGGUCAGCGCGGGGGCGAGCGCGCCGAGCUCUCCCUCGAGGCGGUGCGCGUCGCCGCGCCGCCCCCCGAAGACGUCGGGUCUUCCCGGUCCGGGGUAGCCGAGGUCGUCGACGAAGACGAGCUCGUCGACGACGAGGUCAGGCCCAGGCCCAGGUCGCGGUUCAUCUCGCACAGCAAGAACUCGCCCGACAAGUCGCCCGCGCUUACCGACGCCGAGGCUCAGGCAAGGGCAGCGAUCCUGGCGAGGCCUGUGGUGUUGGAAGAGUUCCUGCGAGUCGCGUCCGAUAUUGUUCACGAGAAGGGCCGGUUGAAAUGGCAUGCGAAACGGUCAUAAGAUGGUAUAAAGGAAAUGUACAGAGCAUUGUAGGAUAGACUCGAGUGUAUCAAUAUGUAACCACAUCAAAGAAGACUUGGGCCCCCUCCGCUAACCGAG
Messenger RNA from Thermothelomyces thermophilus ATCC 42464, 2877 nucleotides. RefSeq lists its product as uncharacterized. The transcript is spliced from 3 exons. Lineage: Eukaryota; Fungi; Ascomycota; Sordariomycetes; Sordariales; Chaetomiaceae. The record is from RefSeq and is a predicted model, not a curated record. Gene Ontology annotation, cellular component: mitochondrial inner membrane. The coding region runs from base 133 to 2778 and encodes 881 amino acids.